Messenger RNA from Trematosphaeria pertusa, 2470 nucleotides. RefSeq lists its product as uncharacterized. The record is from RefSeq and is a predicted model, not a curated record. Gene Ontology annotation, biological process: kinetochore assembly; attachment of mitotic spindle microtubules to kinetochore; spindle attachment to meiosis I kinetochore. Gene Ontology annotation, molecular function: centromeric DNA binding. Bases 86 to 2071 code for a protein of 661 amino acids. The transcript has 5 exons. NCBI's taxonomy places the organism in Eukaryota, Fungi, Ascomycota, Dothideomycetes, Pleosporales, Trematosphaeriaceae. Gene Ontology annotation, cellular component: kinetochore.
CCCUCGAGCACUAAAGCGCGCAACCGCCAACGCGUUAAUUAGGUUAUAUUCUGCUUCGCUGCCGACUCUCACUGACCUUCACAACAUGGCGCCCUCGAGGAAGCGCGAAAACCGCGAAAACCAGUUUUAUGAUGUCGGCGUCCAGGGCCGGAAAACUGGCAUCACACUUGAGGAUAGAGGUGUGCGCGACGAGCAUGGCCUCGAACCUAUCUCCGGCAUCUUCUCCUCACCGGAGAAGUCUCCCCCAAAACGCGCAGCGGCUCUCAGGAGCGGGACCAUCACGGGGUCGGAGUCGAUGGACAUACAAGAAAGUUCUCUCCCAGACCUCGCGACGUCCACCCGCCUUGUGCGCAACGAACGAACACACCUACCCCCACCAAAGUCGCGUUCCCCCAUGAAGACCACGCUCGGCUCCUCUCCGCGCCGACAGUCGUCCAUGGGCCCUAGAGUGCAGCCAGUCAACAACGUGUCCAGUCCAUUUCGUGCCGCAUCACACCCCGCAGUCAAUCGACGUCUCGAUUUCGAUCAAGAGGAAUCCAGCUUGCAGGAGACACCAGCGCUAAGUGGCUCCGCACAGCGCCGUGGAAUGCGUCGUGGAAUGCGCCGCGAUGUGUAUGACAUUGAGCCUUCACCAAUCCGUGCCCACAGCGCUGUGCUCGAGGAAAGCAUGCAAGAGGAGAUCACAUCGAAUGAGGAUUCCAUAAUGGUAAAUGCAAUUGCGGAAGAGAGCUACGUCGCGGACAUAGGAAACGACUCCCUCGCUGGUGCGCAGAUCGACGGUACUGAUGAGGUGGAAGAGUCUGAGGUAAUCCCUCUACCAGUCAAGCAGCCAGAGAAGAGGGGCAGGAAACGAAAGAGUGAUGCAGUAGAGUCAGCGGCGGAAGAGGAGCAAGAAGCGCCGAAGACACGAAGGCGAGGAGCUGCGCCGGAAAAGGUUCCGGAGCCACAGAAGAAGAGCAAGAAGUUCGUCGCGCCCCGAAGGUCGAAACGCGUCUCGGACAUGACGGAGGAAGAGUCGAGCGCAGCACUGGAUACGACCGGAGGCGCUUCAGAGCUAGUAGAGGAUGCCUCUGUUGUAUCUAAGGCUCGAGGACGGCCCCCAAAAGCGAAGUCACAACCCGAGAAGCCUGUACCUCUGGAGAAGAAGGGCAAGGCGAAAGAGAAGCAAAAGGAGAAAGAGGACGAGGAAGAGCCUGUAUUCAAGAAGCCAAAGGGUUUAACUAAACCCAAGAAGAAGGCAGAUCCUACAACGAACGGCAACGAGCCAGAGAAGGAAGAAGUCGAGGGCGGUAAACUCGUCGAUGUGUACGGGAACCCCAUUUCCCAGGCCGAUCUCGAUCAGAUGUCUACCACAUCAGCAGGUUCGAGAUUUGGCCGCGGCCGACAUCUGUCAGUAUUCCGAGAACUUGACCCAGACACGGUUGCACGUAUAGGACGCACCGGCAGGCAUCGCGUUAAGCCAAUCGACUUCUGGAAGAACGAGCAAAUUCAGUACGAUCCCGAGGGCAAUAUGCAAGCAAUUGUUCGCAACGAGGACAAAGAGCCCGCGCCCCGAAAGCAUGGGCUAGGCAGGGUGAAAGGCAAAAAGCGGGCUCUCACAGCGAUUGAGGAAGAGGAGGAGCAAGAGCUUGAGCCUUGGGAGGAGGACGAUGGCAUCUUCACAGGCAUCUAUCGGGAUUUCGACCCGGUCACCGAAGUCUCGUCCAGCGACCUUAUCGAAGCUACCGUUGCCUGGGCUCGGAAAGGUAUCCAGCCGGUGGAUGUCGCUGAUGCUUCGUUCAAGUUUACCAAAUUGGCAUCCGCUGGCGCCGAAAACUUCCUGAGCUGGGGAUGUAUCGAGCUACAAGCCGAUCAGAUGAAGCGCACGAAGAACUCCAGGCGCAUGCACAUGGUCUUCAAUGUCAUGAGCGGUGCUGUGGAAGUAAAGGUCCACGAAAACGUCUUCAUGGUCCACCGCGGUGGAGUAUGGCAGGUCCCUCGUGGCAACACGUACAGCAUCAAGAAUGUGGGCGCCGGCACGAGUCGCAUUUUCUUCGCCCAGGGUUGCGAGACGCGACCGUCCGAGGAAUGAGUCUGCUUCGAACUGACGCCGUCGGCCUUGCUCGCCUAGGCUACUAGCCCGCGCUCGCUCUUUCGCUUCCUCGGAUGAGCGGUGAAGAGCGCAUUCUGGCGGUGACGUCUUCUUUCUCGGCCGGAAGGACUGUUUGCAAUGGGCGCACAUGAGAUGACGGGGUUUUCCUGCAUCCCGGAAGCUGGUUUUCGCGAUGGUGUGGGGCCCUGUGUUUAGCUCGAUGCUGGCCGGCGUGCUUGUGGUUAAUGCGCGUGUGGACGCUGGAGAUCGGUAAUUUUAGGAUGCCGUCUACAAACUGCCCAAGUGGUGGCCUGUGGGAAACCGUGGUUUUGAGUAAUGAAUUGACGAUGGUGUUCAGGCUUCUUUCGAAAGGUUUGCCCUUUACUAAGCUAUGCGUCU